Molecule: messenger RNA, 3729 nt
Organism: Mobula hypostoma (lesser devil ray)
Lineage: Eukaryota; Metazoa; Chordata; Chondrichthyes; Myliobatiformes; Myliobatidae
Gene: dedd2
Product: death effector domain-containing 1
Exons: 4
Coding region: 357-1466 (369 amino acids)
Biological process (GO): extrinsic apoptotic signaling pathway via death domain receptors; apoptotic process; regulation of apoptotic process
Cellular component (GO): nucleolus
Molecular function (GO): protein binding; DNA binding
Source: RefSeq, a predicted model, not a curated record
GUCAUCAAUCGAUAUUGGUCAGGGUCGCUGCGCAGACGUGUUUGGCAGCGUUUGGGGGCUUUCCGCUCGCUUUGGGCGGGGGGAGUUGGAAAGGCGGCCCGGGAUUUCAUGAUGAGACUGCAAAACUUAUUUUUGCCUGUUCUCAAGCGAGGGCAAUACAUGUGUUGAAGAUUGUGAAGAAAUUUGUCGGCGGGAGAGGAUAAACCUCGCGGAAGGAGCGAAGAGCGGCCCGCCAACACACCCACCCGCCUUCUCGUCGCCGCCGCCGUCGGCGGAAAUAACGGCGGCUGGGGCUGGUGACGUUAGGAGGAGCGAGCGCGCGCACCGGCGGAGAAGCGGAGCGCGAGCGUGUGCGCAUGCGUGACCAGAAGGUGCCAGAAGCCGACGAGGACUACGACGGAGGAAAAAUAACACAGGGAGGUCCGGAAGGGCGCGACAUGGCGGCCGUCAAGCGAGCUCGGUGGGAGGAGGAGGAGCUGAUGGGCUGCUACUGCAUGAUAUCCCUACACCAGAUGUUCGAGUCGGUGGGCUCACAGCUGACCGAGGCCGACGUGGAGGCUCUGUCCUUCCUGCUCGACGAGGCCUACCCGCUGAGCCCGGCGGCUGAGGGCCCGCCGAGCCCUGAGGAGACCGAGGGCGUCGACUGGAGGCUGGACAGCGUUGACGCCCUGGAGCGGCCGCUGGAUACCGGCCGCAUCCACCGGCCCAAGAGCGGCGUGCGGCUGCUGUUCGAGCUGGAGCGGCGGGGCCUGUGCGACGAGACUAGUUUCGGGAACCUGCUGCAGCUGCUCCGGGUCAUCAACCGGCACGACCUGCUGCCCUACGUCAGUCAGAAGCGGAGGAGAACAGUGUCUCCUGAGAGAUGCACGUACGGAAGACCUGCAUCAGGAAUUAGAGACCAGAUGGAAAGCUGUUUAAGUUCCGAGCAUGCUAAUUCGACACAGAGGAAUUGGGAAUCAGGAACAUCUCCAAAUAAGCAACGGUGUGUAGGUCGCAGGAGAAGUCAAGCUGCCGGUAAGCGAAGGGGGCGCAAGAGCAAUGUGCCCUGUAACCGGGAAGCAACUGACCAACAGUCUCCCCAGUUACAGAAAGCAACGUGUGACGUAAGGCUGCGGGUGCGGGCUGUAUUUUCUGAUCAGCAUUCCGUGCUGCGAGGGAAUGUAGUCUCUGUGAAACAGGACCCCCUGGAUCGCUGUUUUGACCUCUUUGGGCAGGCAAACACCAUCCUGAAAUCCCGAGACUUGGGAUCUAUUAUCUGUGACAUUAAAUUUUCUGAGCUGUCCUAUCUGGAUGCCUUCUGGAAUGACUACAUCAAUGGUUCGCUGCUGGAGGCACUGAAAGGUGUAUUUAUUACUGACUCGCUGAAGCAAGCUGUGGGUCAAGAAGUGAUCCGACUGCUCGUCAAUGUGGAUGAGGAUGAUUAUGAAGAAGGCAGGCGUAUUCUGCUUCAGAAUAUUUCUCCAUGAAAGGUGUGCAUUGGGAACCAAGAUCACUGACUAAAUUAAAUUUUAAACUAAACUUUAUAUGAAGUAAAAUAAAGAGAAGCAAUUAGCCCUUCAUUACAACCUCUGUUUUAUUCAGUACUGGGUAAGGUGAUGUCUACUGAUGGUGCUGCCAUGUAAGUACGUUAUAAGCAUUCAGUCAGCAUUACCAGUCCUGUGGUGUGAAAUAGGGUAAGAGGGAGGUUUGAUUUGUUUUUCCUAAUGAAGCUUUUUUAGGGGGUUAUAUUGAAAUAGGCUCUAGAAAUAGAAGCCGAGAACAUAUUGGCAAAUGCCAUGGCUUUAAGAACCAUUUAUGUUAUAAACCAGUGUCAAUUUGUACCUUAAAGCAAUUCCAAGUGGUUUUGCUCACCUAUAGUCUGGGUGUGCAGACUGUAUGCUUUUGGUAGUGGAUCUAGACCUGUUGUUGGAAUGGUAGAGGAAGUGGGACUGGGUGGAGGGAAUGAAGACACUUUGAAUUGCUGAUGCUGAAUACAAAAAGCCAGUAUCUGUGAUUGUGUUUAGCAAUCUGCCUAAAUUUGUGUUGGUAUGUGUUCAGUGUGGUUGAAGUUGAUAAGUCUCCUUAAGGCUCAUCAGCUUAAGUUUGAUAUGAACCUAAUUUCUACUCCUGAUUUUCAUCCUGCUUGAUGUUUAGAUUCCAUCUCUUGCAGGGUAGAAUCAUUAUUUGUAACUUCUGCUUCCUGACCUUCCACAUGCUGAUUUCUUCACUGACAUGGCUUCAGGCUGCUGGCACUUUCGUUCACAUAAGGGUGGCAGCAUCCAGCAGAAAUCACUGGACAAGGGUUGUAGGUGGAAAAGUGCUGAAAUCAGUGAUACUGAUCAGGCUAAUUUCCAGUAAAGUAUAGGGAGCUGAACUAUACUUGACCUUGUUUCUUCUUGUGUGAAGUAGGAGUGACAUUAUUUCAUGCACUACUUAGCCAAAACAAUAUUUACCAAAAUUUGGAGCACUGAAACUGGCAUUCUGGAAACUAUUCUCGUUGGUCAGUUUUAACACAAACCAUUUCAGUUAAGGUAAAUGUUCUUCAUUAAAUUGGGCUGGGUGCAUUUACUUAAGUUUUUUCUGGGUUCUGUAAGGUAAAGUUUUAAAGCUGUGAGUGGUUCCGUUUGGGUUUUGUGAAAGAGCUUGAGAGAGCAUGGUGACAUUCCAUCGCAGCAGCUAGGAAAAAUGAAUAUCUUUCUAUUUUGUAAAUGCUUCUCCCUCAGGUUGCCAUCUUCAGGCUUUGGUAUGCCUGUCUCCCUAGCACUCUUGCUGACAAUGGACUGUUUCCACACUUUUGUCAUUUGGCCCAUUUAGGUGUGAUUCAGUCAGUGGUUCUGUGAAGUGCACAUCAAUAGAUUCCUUUAGAAUGUUCUCUGUGCUCGGCACCAGCACAGCAGAGGCAGCAAUGUAGGCUUUGUAGAAUAUGGUUUGUUCCCUGCAAGUUUCACAUAGCUGCUGGGUCAGUUUCAGUCCUGUGCUGCUAGUUCCACAUGGGUACAAGAAACUGCCUCCAUGUGACUGGAUGAGAGAGCUGCAUUGGUGUGGGAGAGAUCCUGUGACUUUCACAAAUGGUGCUGGAGUCCUCAACUUAACCUUGCAACCGAAGAAAUAUUUGUGCAAAGACAUUAAUGAAACAUUUCUUGAACUUUUGCUGAUAGUUUUAUAAGAUUAUUACUCAAUUUUCCCCAGGAAAUUUAGAAGAUCUGGGGUACUGGCAAAUCCCAGGCUUUUGGCUACUGCCCCAGAUACUGCUGGCUCUGAGGAAGAUGGCAACAAGCCAGUUCUGAAAGCUAAGGUCUAUGAUAAACUCAUCUGAAGUGCUGUGUCAUAAAUCAACUGAUGAGGAGCUGACAAGAUGCUUGAGUAUUCUCCAUUCCUCUUACAAGAGCUGACAAAAUCCUGCUCCAAGCCUCAGACUUCUGUACGGCUGGUAUGUCCUGCUGUUCAAAAUUGCCAUUGUGGCUAUAUUGUCCCAGGUAGGGAGGUUUCCAUCAUGGAGCCCACUUGCCUUCAACCAGCUUGUAAAUAGCCAUGUAUGUUUCUUUUUAUUCCUUUUUGGAUGAUUAAAAUAUUACUUUUGUGUAUAGCUAAUAUUCUGUAUAUUUGUUUAAAAUAUGUGGGUGAAAUAUAGAACCUUUUUGCUAAUUUGGGCAACAAUUUUCUAGGUUUGAGUAUUUGACAAAGGCUGUGCUUAAAUACAGGGGUGUUUGAGGGAACUCUUUGUAAAGCAUGAAUUCAAUAAAAGUUGUC